Saccoglossus kowalevskii is the source of this 2656-nucleotide messenger RNA. Its product is annotated as calcium homeostasis modulator protein 6-like. Gene Ontology annotation, molecular function: monoatomic cation channel activity. NCBI's taxonomy places the organism in Eukaryota, Metazoa, Hemichordata, Enteropneusta, Harrimaniidae. The record is from RefSeq and is a predicted model, not a curated record. Gene Ontology annotation, cellular component: plasma membrane.
AUGUAUGUUAAUGUGUGUAUUGUCAUCCCUGUGGAUCGAAUGAGAUUUCAACAUGAAGGUUUAAACAGACCAGAUUAUGUAUGGAAUUUAGUGAAUACUCCUCGUCUUGAAAAAUAUGUAAAUGUCUUCAGCGAAGAACGGAAGAAAAGUAUCCUGAUAUAUUUUAUUAAGAUGUUUAAAGAAAAAGUAAUACAAAAAUAUCCAUUGCUUGUAAAAGGUGCCAUUCAUGGUGAUUUUAAUGGGUUCAACAUUCUUGUUGCUCCAAAAGUAGUGAACAGCAGCAUUGUAACUGGAGCUGGAAAAUCAGGAAGCUGCACUUAUGAAAUAUGUGGUAUAUUAGAUUUUGGUGAUGUCCAUUAUAAUUAUUACGUUUUUGAUGCUGCCAUUGCAAUCACGUACACAAUGUUGCAGAGCCAGGAUCCUAUCACUGCUGGUGGUCACGUGCUUGCUGGAUACCUGUCAACAUUUCCUAUAUCUGAGCUUGAGUUGGAUAAAUUGAUAGGUGCCAUUCAUGGUGAUUUUAAUGAGUUCAACAUUCUUGUUGCUCCAAAAGAAGUGAACAGUAACAUUGUAACUGGAAAAUCAGGAAGCUACACUUAUGAAAUAUGUGGUAUAUUAGAUUUUGGUGAUGUCCAAUAUAAUUAUUACGUCUUUGAUGCUGCCAUUGCAAUCAUGUACACAAUGUUACAGAGCCAGGAUCCUAUCACUGCUGGUGGUCACGUGCUUGCUGGAUACCUGUCAACAUUUCCUUUAUCUGAGCUUGAGUUGGAUAAUGCUGCUAACCAAGUAACGUUUCUCUUUGGUGACGUAUGGUUUUCACAGGGGAACAGUGGGAUGGAUCUAAUUAAUAAUCUCAGCAAAGGAUUGGGCACUGGAUUGCAGGAAAAUCAAUCGACAAUUAAGAAUAUCGUGAUUGCAAUUAGUACCGUGGGUGGUGGCCAGGUAUUUCACAACAAAGUGUUUGUCUGUCCGUGCACCAACAGAGUUAUCUACGGAUUGACGUACAUGUUUGCUCCCGCCGUCAUAUUGCUGUGCCUUGGUGUUCUGAUAAACAAUACGACCUGGAGACUAGUCACCGGAUGUUGCCGAAUUCACUCCGUGAAAGACAAAUGGCAAAAAGGCCGCCGUGUGGGUCAAAUUGUUGUAAAAGCUUGCCUGGCACCAUCUGCGUGGAUAUUUAUCUCAUUAUUAAAAGGAGAGUUCUACGGAUGCGGUCAAUCCACUGUACCCUGUCAGAAUGCAAAUGAUAAAGUAGUUGUGUCCAAUGAAGAUAAAGCUAUCUCUCAAAUGUUUGGAUGGAUACUCGCCGUAGUGGGCGUUUUAAUAAUAAUACUCACUUACUGUCUUAGUCGAAGUUUUGGUCGAUUCACCUAUGCACAAAGACAAUAUGCAAUGUUUUAUAGUGCGGCGGAAAAGCAACUGUUUGAAAUAAAAGCAAAGGAGCUUGCAAAGAAAGAAGCCGACAUAAAUACUGAGAAAUUUUUUGAUCAACAAGUCAUUGCUCCAGCCCCCCUGCUGACCAAUGAUGAAUGGCGGGAUAUGCAGAAUGCCUGGGAUACCGUCACUGUUAUUGGUUCAUGCCGUGGUGGAGGACGAGGCUACACUCCCCUCUAUCACUGGGCGAAAUUUGGUUCUGACGGCGAGUGCGUUGAGCCGGCAAGCACGCUAUCGUCAACGUCGUUGAAAGGUGAAACAGUCGAAUUAUUAAAAUCGGAAUGUCACAAUGUGCCCGUUUACGAUUCUACCAAGCGUUAGUAGUUAGACGAGGGACAUUCUAGUCAUCUGUCCACUCAUAAUUUAAAUGCCACACCAAACAAUGCGAGUAUGUUUUGUGGGUAUUUACCAUGAAUCAAUAUUUUAUGAUAUACAUUAUUUUGAUUUCGCCGAUAAACAAGCGCUCUGUGUAAACAUACAAUUAGUGUCUCAUAAACGCACUUAUUUCGGAGAUAUAAUUUUGUUUUGUGAAAUGCAUUGUCAAGUUUCAACUAUGUGAAAGCCGAAAUUGCACUACUAAAUUUAGUUCCAAAAGCAGUCAAUAAAAUUUGGACAUAGUUGCAUUAUACUUCAGCAGAUUUUGCAUAGAAAGGAAAGCAGAAGGCAAUUGUUUAAACUGAUCAUUUCCUCAAAUUAUCACAUCCCACACUGUCACUCGAUAAGAGAAUUGAAUAUCUUUUUAAUUCACCGUACAUUGUUUAUUAAUACAGAGCGUAAUCAUGGUAAUAUAACUAUGACAUACAUACACAAACAACUUAAAGACAGGAAGGUACUUACCAUAUAUAAUUGACUACAAUCUUACACAAUAUGCUAUCAAAUAUGUUGCCGCCCUGCGGACCAUAAUUUGGAAAUUGUUUGAAUUGAUAUUCCAUUAGCAGUUCAUUUGACAAAUACUAUAUGCCAUCUUAUGAGUCCGUGAUAUGUAAUGUUGUGAGUAUUCGUCGUUAAACCCUUCUGCCAUCUUUGUGCUAAUUAAAAGUAACCAGCGACCCUUACCAUAGAACAUUGUAAUAACUGAAUUCAUAUCAUUGAACAAGGAUAUUUUAUCCGGCUGGACUACGAUUACCUCCUACCAUUGUUUAUCUAGUGAAAUAUCUGCAUGAUCAUUUCUUUGUACAUACAAUCGUAGUGUAACAAUGUAAUAUACUAAUAUACUUUCAAA